ACCGCCGUGCUGAUGGUGUUGCGAUCACCCGAUAAUACAUUAUGAUGAAGCUAACGUGAAUCGAGCUUUCAUUUUUCUCGAGGUUUGCGGUUGCGAUGUCGAUUGUUGAGUGAUGUGAGUGGAAAUAGCAAGAAAACGCGAAGUAGUUGCUUCCUCUUCAAUUUUUAUUUCGGUCUUGUUAUGGUAGAGUGGUAAAAGUUGAAACAAUGGCGGAAUGAAUGAAAAUCUCAUCCUCUUCCUGCUUUUAUUGGGAACCACACGUGCUGCAAACUUCAAUCACUAUGACAAUUGUCAGAGCAAAAUUCUUUCUGACCCAACCAUUCCCACCAGACUGACCAUAGACGUAGAAGAAAUCAUUAAAGAUGUACAUAACAAUUUAGAAAAGAACGAUAACUUCUCUAACCUCUCAAGAGAUAUCCUCAAAGAGAACGGUGUAUUAGGCGUUCUUUUUAUCUCGAAAACCCACCACGCCCUGGCUCUUAACGUCUCGAAACGCUUGAAGAUCUUUCCGAAUCGGACAUCGGAAACGGAAUAUUUCUGGAACGCUCUGAACGGCACGACAAGCGGUUGGGGUAGGGCUUUCAAAGACUGUGAUUUUCUUCAAUCGUGGGUGUAUUCGUAUACGUCUAGGACUCACAAUCGUAGUGUCGGGUUAUUUAUAGAGAUAGAACUCAAUCAGUGCCACGAAGAGCUCGAGGAAAUAUUUAACGGAAGUCACAAUUGUCAUCGGGACUCGAUGGAGUGUAUCCCACUAAAACCAGCCAUAGAAAAGGGUGGAAAUUAUCGAUGUGUGUGUCGAAAGGGAUUUUACCAUCAAGAAGCGAAUUUGUCGUGGAGCAGCAUCACCGGAGAAGACAUCGAGAUAGAGAGAAUCGAUAUACCGCGAUGCGUUCCCUGUCCGGAAAAAUGCGAGUUUUGUGAUUCGGCGGGCAUCUGCCCCGCCAACCACGACGUUUAUUUGAAGACUGCCAUCAUGUGUAUACAACUGGCCUGUAUGGCCGUCACCGUCAUCGUAGCGUUGGUGGUCUUUAAACAAAGAAAAACGAAGGCCAUCGCUUCCGGAAUGUGGAAAAUCCUGGAAACAAUCCUGCUGGGAGUCUUCAUAUUAUAUUUACCGGCGGUGGUUAAAUGUUUCGAGCCCUCUGUGGUACAGUGUCUGCUAGAGCCCUGGUUUCGCGAGAUCGGCUUCAUCAUAUGUUACGGAGCCAUCGUUCUGAAACUCUACAGACAUCUGAUAGAGUUUCGCACGAGAAAAGCGCAUAGAUGGGUAGUCAAAGACACCGAUCUACUCAAGUAUCUCUUCAUUAUGACUAUGUCGGUCUUGGCUUACAUGGCUGCCUACACUGCCAUAACUCUCAACUUUAUCCAGGAGAAUUACACUCUCCUAUAUCUCGGACAGACUCUAGAUGGGGAGCAAUAUUACGCCUGUAAGUCACUGUGGUGGGACUACGUUACCGAGAUCGGGGAGCUGGUGAUAUUAAUAUUCGGGAUUCAUCUUAGCUAUGCCAGCAGAAAUGCGAGAACCCAGUUUCAUGAAAGAACAUUUCUAUGUGCAGCAAUAAGUUUCGAGCUGGCCAUCAGUGCGCUAUUCUACACAGCCCGAAUAUUCGUCCUUCCUGGUCUUCAUCCUGAUUUAGUUUUGAUAAUUUACUGCGUCAGAAGCCAAUUGUCACAGACGAUGGGACUGUUAUUAAUAUUCGUACCGAAGUUUUGGUACCAGCAAAAACAAGUGAGAAACUUAGCUCAAGAGUAUUCGUGUAGACUUCCAGUAGAUGCUUUUAAGGACGUAAACGCACACGGCCCUUUGACAGGCAACAAUAGCGACGUCGAGGUGGGAGAAGUGACGCUGGCUGAUAUGAGCCCCGACGAUAUCAGGGCCGAGUUGAAGAGGCUGUAUCUACAAUUGGAAAUUUUCAAGAGUAAAACCUUGUGCAGAGAUAAUCCCCACAUAUCGAAACGGCGCGGCGGCAGGAAAGCUCAGCACCGGAGGUUCAGUCUGCAGAAUUUGCACGGGAAGCACAAGGACAAAGAUAAACAUAAGCAUAAACAAGAAGAAGAAAUUACGGAAGCAGAGCCCUCGAGAACACCAGAAGACUCGGUUUGUAGCAACGAAGGACCUAGUGGGGUAUACGCAGACCUACCAUCAACAACCCAGAGUGAACACAAGUAA
Messenger RNA from Diabrotica virgifera virgifera (western corn rootworm), 2170 nucleotides. RefSeq names its product probable G-protein coupled receptor 158 (gene smog). The transcript is spliced from 10 exons. The record is from RefSeq and is a predicted model, not a curated record. Gene Ontology annotation, cellular component: membrane. Bases 215 to 2170 code for a protein of 651 amino acids. Lineage: Eukaryota; Metazoa; Arthropoda; Insecta; Coleoptera; Chrysomelidae. Gene Ontology annotation, biological process: G protein-coupled receptor signaling pathway. Gene Ontology annotation, molecular function: G protein-coupled receptor activity.